AUGCCCGACAGUAUAGAGCUUGCAGACUUGAAGCAUAAACCAUUUUUCGACUAUGAUAAGCCCGAAGGCCUGGCUCGCUUGACUCCUGCGGCCAGACGCAAGAUAUGGCUCCAUAUCUUUGUGGAGACGCUCGCUUCAGUGAUAAUAUAUUCGACCUACACUCGCCUUGUGCUGUACUACCUGUUUUUGGCUCCUACGCUCCUUGGAGCCUCUACUGCGGCGUUGGCCCAGUCUAUGAACCAGCUCUACAAGGGCAGGCUUUCGAAUUCUAGAUUACUAAAGUUCGUUCUUUGGGGGUGCAUCAAUGGGUGCUUUACCGCGCUAUGGAUCGACACUCUUGUUGCUAGAGUUGAAUCGGUUUUUUACAGAAUCUUGAUAGACCAGUUGGUGGGGGCACCUUCGUUUCAAUUGAUCUUCCAUUUGCUUGGCAAAGUAUGGGACGUCGCUGAGCCUGGACAGCCAUCGCCUAGCAUCUCCACAUUUUUGAUGGCUUUAAGCUAUUCAUACUGCUACUGGCCCUUCGUGUCAAUAGCAAUGUUUGUGUUUAUUCCUCCUCCGUUGAUGUUCAUCAGCAAUUGCAUUGCUAACUUGAUAUGGAAUGUGAUCCUCAGCAGGAUCUCUUGA
This is a messenger RNA of Candidozyma auris, 624 nucleotides long. RefSeq lists its product as uncharacterized. The transcript has a single exon. Lineage: Eukaryota; Fungi; Ascomycota; Pichiomycetes; Serinales; Metschnikowiaceae. The coding region runs from base 1 to 624 and encodes 207 amino acids. The record is from RefSeq and is a predicted model, not a curated record.